AUAAUUCCGCUCCGUGUGACAAAAGGCUGCUGGCAAAACAGUAACAUGAAAACAGUUCAAUUGAAAGCACUACGCCAAACGGGGUGGUUCGGUGGUGGCAGGAAGCAGGAAGCGCUGGCAUAACACUGGCAGGAUCGGAUCAGCCACACGGGACCAGAACACACGGGCGACCGAGCGUUGUGAAAUCGUUCGCGUGAGAAUCGACCCGACACUGUUCGCGAGUGGAAGUGUGUAACUCUCGGGCGUAGUGUUUGCUGCUUUGCGCCGUCCAAGGCAAGAGAAGCACCACCAGAGAGGCAGCGAAAAGUGAAAGAAAGGAAGUGAAAAGCGAACAAAGAAAAGAAAAGAAAAAAAAAAACGCACACCCCACAACGCGAUUGUACAAAGUACGGGCGCAAGUACCCUGCCAAGUGGAAGCUGCAGCCCGCCAGCAGUGCAGUGCCUACUUGGUGUGUGUGUUUCUCUGUCCCCGGAAGCUGUGUUUGGUGGAAAAUCGAUCCCGCUGGUUGCUGCGAGCUGCUGUAUCAUGUGCGGUUAGGGUGUUGCAAGGUUGCAAAAAGGUCGCAAAAGUGGCCAUUCCCCACAUGAAAUUGUGCAUCGGCUGACACGCAAGUUUCGACAGGCGAAUUUUUGUACGUACGAGUGUUACACACGGGCGCGAACGGCGAAGAAGCGAAGAUGCUGCUGCUGAGGAAAAACCUUCUCUGCUGGCUGCUCCUGUCAGCCAUAUUGGUGAAAACGGUGUACUGUGUGCCGACCGCAGCCGUCACCGAGGCGGACGACGAGAACGAUUCCGAGUGGGACGAGGAUGAGGAAUCGUCCGAAGCGGAUGACGAUGGGCGAGUCUACAAGAAUCCCAGGAAUUCACCCUCGACCGAAUGUCCGCGGGACGAGGAACAGGCCACGCUGCUGGGUCAAAAGUGUUUGCGCAAAUGUUCGUCGGAUGAGGACUGCAAGAGCAAGAAGAAGAAGUGUCUGUGUGAUGGGGCGUGCGGUAUGUCCUGCAUCAAACCGGACCGGGAGUGUCCGGAUCUGACGCAACCGAGCCUGGGCUCGGUAACACUGUCCGGCAAACAUUUUGGAUCGCGCGCCACCUACACCUGUCCCCAUGGGUACCACGUGGUUGGGCUGCAGAGCCGGCUCUGCCAGGCGGAUGGGAGCUGGGCGGGCAGUGAACCGGUGUGCAAGCAGAACAUCUACUGUUUGGAGCCACCGACCAUCGAGCACGCAAGACAUUCGGCCCUCCCGGAACAGGCCACGUUUGAUCUCGACUCCACCGUUCAGUACCACUGCCACACGGGAUAUGCUACGGCCGGGUUUCCCCGUGCCAAAUGCUUGGCGGUAGAUGGACAGGCAAGCUGGUAUGGACCGGACAUUUCCUGCGAACCCCGUUCCUGUGGACAGCCACCGGAUCCGGCCCAUGGCUGGCAUGCCGGGGAGAGCUACACGUUUGGUGGCAAGGUAACGUACCACUGUGGCGAAGGAUACGAGCUGGUAGGACGUGCUGAGCGCUACUGUCAGGCGGAUGGAUCGUGGACACCCAAGGAAUUGCCGACCUGUGUUCUCGUGACUUCGGUACAGUGUCCAUCGCCGGAGAAUCCGAGAAACGGCAAGGCCAUUUACACGAGCACCUCCUAUAACUCCGUGGUUAGUUACGAGUGCCGCUACGGAUACACGCUGGUCGGCGAAAGUUCCCGUCGUUGUGGUGCCGACAAGCGCUGGACCGGAACGCUUCCAGCCUGCAAGGAAAUCAACUGUGGCCAUCCGGGCACACUGUACAACGGUUGGCUGGAAAACAUCGAAAGUGGCACCGGGCUGGGGGCGAGCAUUAUAUUCCGCUGCCAUCCGGAGAUGUUGCUGGUCGGGAACACGUCCUCGGUGUGUCAGAUUGAUGGGCGUUGGCGCUACCCGUUGCCGCAGUGUUUGGCACCGUGCGUCGUACCGUCCAUCUCCCAGGGGCAGGUCAUCCCGAUCGAGUUCGACAUCGAUGUGAACGCGACGACCGUGGUGCCGACGAGCGGUAGCAGCUCGAAGGUGAAACACGGCACGGUGCUGGAGGUAAUGUGCGACGAGCACUACGAGUUCCCGUUCUCGUCCCUAUCGCCGCCGACGUGUAACAAUGGCACGUGGAGCGUGAUACCGCGCUGUGCACCGGCACGCUGUAAGACCAUGCCCAAACCGCCCAAGUUCGGGAUGGUGUUGGCCCCGAAAACGGAGCACGGGAUGCGGGCGAGGUUCAAGUGCAAGGAUGGGUAUAACCUGACCGCACCGGGUGGAAAACCCAUCCCGGAUCCGAACAACUACGUGCUGAUCUGCUCGUUCGGUAAUUGGACCGGUGAGAUGCCGCAGUGUACGGAGGUGUACUGCCAGUUUCCGGGCUACAUCCCCAACGGGAAGGUGUUGCUGGUGGGCAACAUGGGGCUGUACGACUACCGGCCGUACGUGCGGAAGGUGAUCAACAACAAGCAAAUCAUGUACGAGUGUGACAAGGGUUACGUGAUCGAGACGGGACCACCCGGAGCGACCUGCAUCGGUGGCAAGUGGAGCCCGACCGAGUUGCCGAUCUGUACGCCCGGUCAGCAUCCACGGUUGCGCUGGAACCGUCGACGCCGAUCGUUGGAUCUCCGUAUGCGGUUCCACCGAUCGAACCAGCUGAAGCAGCAUUACCGGUAUCUGCAGCGUAAGCUCGAGGAGCACGACGCGUAUCAGCAGCAUGAGAUAGUGAAGCGUGCCGCUGCCUCACCGUACCGGGGCCAGAUCCCUGCCAAGCGCCACUACACGUUCGACGACUUUCAGCGGUUUCGGGCGAAGCGUAGCGUCGAGGCGAACCGGCACGCAAUGCUGAGAAGCGCUUUCCGCAGCGCAAUGGUACGGGAGCGCCGAGAGCUGUCGGAUGUGGACAAAGCGUACAGCAAGUACUACGAGCGGAUAAAGGCAAGGUAUCGCAACUAUGUGCAGAAUCUGCUUGGGUUUAACAAGGCACGAACGCUGCCGACACACGACGACAUUCACGUGCAGGACGGCCGCUGGCAUUCGUAUCCGGAGUCGGAUCCGGUAAGUCGCAACCGGGGCAUGCAGAAUGGGCGCGAGCCGGAACCGGGACAGUUGGCCGGGACGUCCGUUCCCUCACCGACCGCAACGCGACGGCCUCGGCCACACAAGGGCAAGCAGGGUAAGGCGCGCAAACCGAAGCUUCCGCCACCGAUUACGGUGCCGGAUAUUAACGAACAGUCGCGCUACCGGUUGGACUUUGUCGAGAGCACCGAAAGCAACCGCACCACGGAUCAUCUGAACGAGAACGACAUCUACAGCAACUACUUCCCGCCGCCACUGACCGGGCGGUAUCAUACGAGCUGGCAGUUCGCUUCGGAGGUGACGCCUAGCCAUCGGAACGAAGGGAACCAGUACCGUGCGACCCAGUACCGGGGCCGCAACCGAACGGAACCACCGGUGGAGGAGAACCCGUUCGCGCUGAUGGAGAAGCUCCAGUCGCAGAUCAUCAGACGGAAGCGGGACACGCGCGACGCUGGCAGCUCGAUGGAGGAAACGAAGCGGGGCCAGAAGGCGAACCGGAAGGCGCUGAAUCAGACCGACGUGGACAGCAUGGAUCCGGCGCGGAAGGUGAAGUUUAAGGGACCGUGUGAACCGUUGGCGAGUGAACCGUACGCCCAGCUGGAGAUCGUACGACCCGGCAAGGAUCCGAACGAAACGUUUGGCCCCGGUACGAUUGUGCGGGUGACCUGCACGAAGGGCUACGUGUCGAACAUUGUCAACCCGAACGCGACCGCCAAGUGUGUGCGGGGUCGAUGGAAACCCACCAAGCCAACGUGCAGCAUGAAGCCCUGCUUGGUGCCAUCGACCGAACACGGUAAGUACUACGAUGCUUCGGUGGAUCUGACGACGCUUGAUGCAGUGCGUCCGACCACCGCUUCCCUGACACCGAUGGAGAUGAUCGAGAAUGGGAAGAUGAUUAACUUCCAAUGUGACCACGGAUACAACACGCAGGGUCCUUCAAAUCUGCGCUGCUGGAAUGGUGAGUGGGCAGUCAGUUCACUGCCGGAAUGUUUGCCCGCACCCUGCGUACUGCCACCGAUUAUGCAUGCAAUGUAUCAGGGAGGAUAUCGCGCAGGACUGACUAUUGCGCACGGAAGUUCGGUGAUGAUCCAGUGUGAGAGUGGCAUGGGAAGUGCAUCGUCCGUGCAGAUGGAUUGUGCUCUCGGUUCCCUUACGCCGGAAACGAUCAACUGUGGGUACAUUUCGUCCCGCAAAUCUCGCGACGAUGACAGCAGCUCGAUCAUCGUGCUCGAUGGCAACAACGUAACGUCGUCCGAGGAUGAAAACGAUGGCCGUGAGUGUGGUCCGCCCGGGAAGAUCCAUGGCUCGCUGGUGUACAAGAACGGCGAACAGAUGGACGAGGGCAGUGACGAAGGCUUCCCAUCCGGUACGGAGAUAACGUUCGAUUGUAUCGCAUCGAUCACGGGCGAGCAGACAACGUGGAAAAUAAUCUGCGAAGAUGGGCAAUGGAUCGGACGGUCUAUGAAUUGCGAUGAUGAUGAUCCACUGUUUCACCGGCUGCCGUCAGCGAAUGGGUCGUGCAUGUUCCGCAACAAUGAACCGCACGUGGUCAGCUUUUACAACGAUCUGGAAAUACGGGAGGAUAUUGUGGAAUUCCCACCGGGGACGACAAUCAUAUCGCGAUGUGUUGAUAUCGGAAAGUACGCCAUGAUUGGUACCAGCGUCCGCACGUGCGUUCGUUCGGAGUGGAGUGGCCAAAAGCCAUCCUGUUUUGGGUUGAAUCAGGAGAACGACUACGCAAUGGAAAAACCCCCAACCAUAUUGAUACGCCACCAGAAUGGUCCGAUUGCGCAGAGCAACGAUGGUAAGCUGAUCGUGUACCCGGGCACUACCGUGCAUCUCGAGUGUCUGUGGAUGCGUCGGUUUGGGAAUCCAAAAUGGAACGUCAGCCACGACUAUCGCAAGUAUCCGGAAGGUUGGAGCUCAGACGAGGGUCGCGAUCCCCAGUUGGAGUAUCGCAUCAGUAUCAUGCACGCGGUGAAAGAUGACUCCGGUAGCUUCACCUGCGUCACACCAGCCCGUCACACACACACGGUCGAGGUGAUCGUGAAGGCAGUUCACUGUAACGAAAUUCAGGUACGCCGAGGACUUUCAGCCAGCACCGGUGAAACGAUGAUGGGCACGCGGGUGCUGUUCUCCUGCACGAACGGGAACGCAUUGAUCGGUACACCGGAGAUUAGCUGUCUGCCGAGUGGCAACUGGAGCGCACCGUUGCCCGUCUGCGAGAGCGUCGAGUGUGGCGAGGUCCCGAUACAGCCGAGCAGCAAUGGGUCGGCUCCGCGAGUUGCCAUCCUGUCCCGGGAGGUUGGCGGACGGGCGGCAUUCUCCUGUCCACCGGGGUAUGGGUUGAGGGGACCCAGUGAGGCCAUCUGUUUGCCAACGGGUGAAUGGGGUGGUCCAUUUCCGUCAUGUGUCGAGGUACAGUGUUUCCAUCCGGGAGCACCACAAAAUGGUUACGCUCAGGGAACUCCACCGUAUAGGGCCGGUGAUGUGGUACAGUUCAACUGUAAUCCGGAGUACAUGAUGCAGGGUCAGCCAAUCAUCGCUUGCCAGGAUAACGGACGCUGGUCGGGUGGUUUACCAAAGUGUGUACAGGCCUGCUCGUAUCCCGGUACCGCCAUCAGUGGUCGGAUGUCAUCGGUAAAGUUCUACUACUCCAUCGGUGAAAGUAUCACGUUCACCUGCGAUGCGGGGCUGGAGCUGCGCGGUGCCAAGAUGCUGAAGUGUCUGAAGAACGGCAAAUGGUCGAACGCGAUCCCGACGUGCGUUAAUCCGGACGCGGUAAAUGUGCGCACCGACGCGAAGGGCGUGUUCAAGCGGGACAAUUAAACGGUUUCAGUUGCCGGGUUUCGUCGCAAGGAACGUACAAACGACCCCACCUACUAGCAUUGGUGGAUGCUGUCACACAUGUUUGCCGGGAUGGUUCCGUUGGCAGCACCACCGCAAGACACGAACCCCCUUUGAAAAUCGGUUUCGAUGAGAGAGUCACUCAGCUGAACAAAGGCGAAAGUAAGCAAUGGUAAUAGCAAUUAGCAGCAAUCACAGUGAACAGUUUAAGGAAUUGUUCCAGCAUAACAGCACAAAACAUAAGAUGAUCGUUAUAAGCGUACUGGUGAAGGUGGAAGUGAGUUUGGGUGGGACGGUAAAGGGGUGUAGCUACUUAAUAACAGUAAUAAGAUUUAAGCAAGCAAAACCAUACAAUAACAAACUGCAUAGAGCAAAUGCAAACAUAAUCAUAAUGCAAUUGAUUGGGCAAAGUUAAUAACAACAUCACUCACACACACACAUCAUUAAUAAGCAACUCACGUAUCCAAGCUCAACGGAAUUUAAUUAAUCAGCAGAUAAUAACUUCGGUUUUUUUCUCAGAAUUAUAAGCACGAAGGGGUAGUACAUAUCGCGCUGCAUUGACAAGUGUGCUAAAAGCAAGGGAAUUACUACAGCGAUACGAAGAUGGGAGCAUUAGCAACGUUAAUUUGUCCUGCAAGAUCCUGCUGCCUGUUUGCUUUCCUUCUUCGGGAACACGGGCAAAAUGGGGUCAAAAAGAAAAGAAAAUCAAAUUCAACAUACUCGUUACGUUAAGCGAUGUAAGAUGUACGUAUGGAUAUUUAUGCUACACGAAUACUAUACAUAAAUGCUAUCCGGAAGCAAGGGCUUUGAUUUACCAGCAGGGAACAGGUACGGAUGUUAACGACGGGUACAGGUGACCAUUAUUAGUAUCCUUAAACGCGUCAGUUA
Molecule: messenger RNA, 6810 nt
Organism: Anopheles moucheti
Lineage: Eukaryota; Metazoa; Arthropoda; Insecta; Diptera; Culicidae
Gene: Hasp
Exons: 18
Coding region: 679-5904 (1741 amino acids)
Cellular component (GO): extracellular region
Molecular function (GO): peptidase inhibitor activity
Source: RefSeq, a predicted model, not a curated record